Patella vulgata (common limpet) is the source of this 2319-nucleotide messenger RNA. RefSeq lists its product as uncharacterized. The transcript is spliced from 2 exons. Bases 842 to 2083 code for a protein of 413 amino acids. NCBI's taxonomy places the organism in Eukaryota, Metazoa, Mollusca, Gastropoda, Patellidae. The record is from RefSeq and is a predicted model, not a curated record.
CUUGUAACUCUGCUGAUCGGGUCUGAGUUAGUGAAGGGUGUCGUGGGGGUGUACGGUAGGCUUACUCUCUCUAAGACAAGUCUUAAUAUUACGGUCAACUGCAGAUUUCUUCAAGGUCGCGAGAUGUACAUAGGGUUAGGACACGUGAUUGUUGACAAGAUUGAGGCUUAGGAUCAGUGUAUGGGUUAGCGUUAGCCCUGUUUACAUCUCAUGACCUUUGACGAAAUUUGCAGUAGGUCUUAAUAUUUAGACCUAACCAUUUCGCAUAGCUAAUUACUUUUAUUUUGCACUAUGUGAUUUUAAACAUUGCACAAUUAUUAGUCAGUCGCUUUGAAAAACCUUUGGAAACACAGUUUCUAGAUGAAGGAUUGUAAAAUGUUAUCAAUCACUUUUGAUCCUUGGUCAUGAAUUAUCCAAAAAGGUUAAUUAUUCAUCCUCAAUGAAAUGUCCCUUAACGCGAUAAUGAUUAUUGGCAGUGUCUAUUAAUAAUGGGAAGGAUGAAUACAGACACUGUGCUUGCUAUAGCCAAAUAGCUUCCCAGUAUAGUAGAAUAUAUGAUAUGCAAUCAGUUUGAGAAAUGUCACACGCCUUAUAGAAUGCCAACGAAUAUGUUGCAUGAAGCUCUCUGACAUUUCAGCAAUGAAACCGUCGUCAAGUGGGCGCUGCGACGUAUUGCACAAGUGGUGAGCCUAUAAGAGAAUCCGGACGUUGUCACAUGUAUCUAUUUUCCAGUGACAUGACAUACAGGGUUCGCACUGAUCAAUGACAAGCGGUAAGAUAAAGUGAAGACCUGCAGUGGAACUAUCUAGUCAAUUCAGAUGGGUUUGUCAUGUCAUAGAGAAUGCCAAAGGCCGGUUCACGUCUUAAUACUCGUAUCCAAGAGUUCGAACUUUGGCGAAAAGAUGGCGACUUCUUCAAGGAAGGGGAGUAUGCCAAACGUCGAAAUCAAAGACGAGAAAGAGUCAAUGUUAUAGAAAGUGAUCGACGAUUAAAACGGUGGAAAAAGUUGUAUGUCCCCGCUGUUUUAGGCAUGAUGACGGGUUCGUUUCUUACCUUAGCUUCCACUGUGCACGGUUUAGGUAAAAACACUAUUUUCUGGUCAAGCAAGGAGGUGUUUCAUGUCAUAGGUCCAGUGUUUCUUGUGACGGGUUUAUUUUUUCUAAUGAUAGCCGCGGCAUUUUCUCACAGAGAAGAAGAAAAGUUACGGAUUAAGUUAGGAUUACCGAGCAUGUUUCCCCAAAGUAUCAAAACGUUGCCGAGUGAAGAGAAUACUUCUAUUACAACGGUGAGUGAAAUGGAGUCCUCACAUUCCAUAUCAGACAGACUGGCUUCAAAACCGAGAGAUAAAAAAUGCGUUCGAUAUAACUGGGGGGAAUUAUCAACGGAUUCCACCGAGGCAGCGUCAUUUGUGGAUGGCACUUCUUCAUUUAACACAACACUUGACAAUGAUCGUGAGAAAAAUUCGCGUGAAUUGAAACACUUGAUAAAUUAUUCCAAAAAUACGUUACCUCAAACAAGACGCAAUAAACGAAGAUCUUUAAAACGUAACAUCAGUUUUCAGUCGGAUGUUUACUCCAUUGCCUCUGAUAUGGUCUUUGAUCACGAAAAUGAAAUAACGCGAAAGGGUUUCGGACCUUUAAAAGAAACGGACAUUGAUGUGUAUUGUGCUAUGGAGGAAACUCGGUGUAAGUUUAAUGAAAAUAAGAGUGCUAUGAACAAAUGUGAUUCAUUACCAAAUAUGGUCGAACAUGAUAAACAAACCUGUACACUGAAUCCGAUAAAACAAGAUGACGUGGAAUCGAACGAACCUCUGAUGGGAUGUCAAUCAACAAAGCGGGUACAAAUAAAAUCAAAAAAUUCCAAUGGAACGGCGCAGGAAACGGACUGUAGUAUAUCGAACGGGAAAAAAGAACGCUCUCGCGUCUUUUGUUUCCAUAAACUUGUCAAGGACAGAUUCGUGUCGUCUGCCUCUGAGACAUCUUCUGGUUAUUCUAGUGGGACCAAUAUGGUGGAUACUGAUCAAUUUGAGUUCUUCACGUCAUUUGACAGUGAACCGGAAGGAGAUGUUAUUGGACUGUGUUAAUAUUAAAAUAUUUAGUUCAUUGUAAAUAGUUUAUCAUUCACUUUAUCUCCGAGUUUGGAAUUUCCAAAUUGUUUGAUUGUUACAGUAUCAUACACCCAAGAAAAUAUUAACUUUUCCUGUGUUACUAAAUUGUGUCCACAAUAAUCACUAUCUCUUGUGCUAAGCAAAUUUGUAGACACGAAAUAUAUACUAAUAUUGAUUAAAAUAGACCUGUCUCAUUUGGGUCAAAAAUAAAA